Messenger RNA from Perognathus longimembris pacificus (Pacific pocket mouse), 2221 nucleotides. Its product is annotated as E3 ubiquitin-protein ligase MARCHF7-like. Gene Ontology annotation, biological process: protein autoubiquitination. NCBI's taxonomy places the organism in Eukaryota, Metazoa, Chordata, Mammalia, Rodentia, Heteromyidae. Gene Ontology annotation, cellular component: nucleus. The record is from RefSeq and is a predicted model, not a curated record. Gene Ontology annotation, molecular function: ubiquitin conjugating enzyme binding; ubiquitin binding; zinc ion binding.
AUGCAGAGAGAAGCAGCCAUGAGAGAGAACGCAGGACGGAGCCCAGCCGCCGCAGCCCGCGGAGCCACAGCCACGGAGCCCUGUGCCCACCUGCGCCCACCCUGUGAGGAGGUGAACCUGGAGACUCCAAAUGCCCCGCGGGGGACUCUUGUUCUGGCAGCGGCAGGAAGCCAGUGCUCGCGCUGGUCAUUCUCCGUGGCUUCCUGGCGGCAGCGGUUCCCCGGAAUUCAACGCGUUGAAGAGACGCUGCCAAAGACGCGCAUGGUGGUCACUGUGGCCCAGAAACGAAACCGCCCAGAUGUCCAUCCCCCGACACGUGACGAGUACCACAAGCAGGCCACAGAUCCGUGCCGCUUCGGCAGUGUUUUUAAACGGACGGGCCCAGAGACUUCGGGUUCGGACCACGGACUUGUGUCCAAGCUCACUGAUCCUUUCCGCAUCUCUGUCCAGUCUACUGAUGAUGCCUUUGCAGCAUGUCCUCGUGGCGGACGGAAGGAGACGGCAGAUUGUUCUUCGGGGAAGGUUCUCUUCCUUCUGUUUGCCGUGGCUCGUGUGCUACCCCGGGAUGCCCGUCGGGAAGGGAAAGCCAAGCCUGCGGCAGUCAGCGUCUGCGGCCUCGCGGUCCGUUCUGACCGCCCGGGGCCCCGACGGCCCGGCCGGAGCAACGGGGCCUGCCCCGCGCCUUCGCGUACAACGAGGAGACUGCCAUCACGUAUAGCUUCUAGCAUGUCAUCUACGUUUUUUUCCCCCAGAAGAUCUAGUCAGGAUUCCUUGAAUGCAAGAUCAUUGAGUUCUGAAAAUUCUUACAUUUCUCCAAGAAUCUUGACGUCUUCACAGUCUCGGAGUAAUGCAGCAUCCGCUUCUGAAGCAAAUGAUAAUAGGGCAUCUGAAGCUUCUCAGGGAUUUCGCUUUCUUAGGCGAAGAUGGGGUUUGUCCUCUCUUAGCCAAAAUCAUAGCUCGGAGCCAGAUUCAGAAAGCUUCAGCCAAGAAUCUGAAGGAAGAAAUACAGGACCAUGGUUAUCUUCCUCACUUAGAAAUAGAUGCACACCUUGAUUCUCUAGAAGGAGACGAGAGGGAAGAGAUGAAUCUUCAAGGAUACCUACCUCUGCUAUGCCAUCUGGAUCUCAUAUUUUCAGAAGAGGAGCAAAUGCAAUAGUUCACCUUGAAACACCAAGUGGUCCACCUGGUGCUGCUGCCAACAGACCACAACCGUCUGGAGCAUCAAAUGAUGCCUGUCUAGGUGGUUCCACAUCAGAUUUGCCUCAUGGUGGGAGAAAUACAGGAAUAACAGGAAUUCUUCCUGGUUCCUUGUUCCGAUUUCCUGUCCCUCCAGCCCUUGGAAGUAAUUUGGCCGACAAUGUCAUGAUCACCGUAGAUAUUAUUCCUUCAGCUUGGAAUUCAGCUGAUGGAGAAGGUGGUAAAGGUAAAAGUGCACCUUCAGGAGAUCCAGAAAGACUGCAGAAAAUAAAAGAGAGCCUCCUUUUAGAGGAUUCUGAAGAGGAAGAAGGUGACGUAUGUAGAAUCUGUCAAACGGCAGCAGCAUCUAAUUUGCUGAUAGAGCCAUGCAAGUGCACAGGGAGUUGGCAGUAUGUCCACCGAGAGUGUGUGAAAAAGUGGUCCCAGGCCCAAAUCAACUCUGGUUCUUCAUUAGAGGCUGCAACCACCUGUGAACUCUGUAAAGAAAAGUUGCAGCUUAACCUGGAGGAUUUUGAUAUCCAUGAACUACAUAGAGCUCGUGCAAAUGAACAAGCUGAAUAUGCAUUUAUCCGUUCUGGUCUCUACCUAGUUGUGUUACUGCAUUUGUGUGAACAAAGCUCUUCUGAUAUGAUGGGAAAUACGAAUGAACCAAGCCCAUGUGUCCAGUUUAUUAACCUUGCAAGAACUCUUCAGGCACAUAUGGAAGAUCUCGAAACUUCAGAGGAUGAUUCUGAAGAAGAUGGAGACCAUAACAGAACAUCUGACAUUGCCUAACUUCAUUUAAGACAAAUGGAUGAUCUGUGAACAAGUGUUUAUUAAAACUGGCAAUUAAGUGUGAAAUAAUUUUGUGGGGAAUGCCUAUUAAAUAUAUUUGACUAUUAUAUAAAAAUGAAUAUAUAUAUAUACAUACAUGUAUCCAUGUAGAUAUAUACUCAUUCUCAAGUGUUGCUGAAUUAAAAUUCUGCUGGACCCUUCUAAUAUUGGCCAGCAAAUCUGAUGUUUAUAAUAUGGUAAUCAAAAGCAA